ACAAUGUUUCAACACUGGCUCGCGUUACGCGUAGUUCAUAAUCUGUCAUCAACGUAACAGAGCAAGUCAUCAACGUAACAGAGCAAGUAGUUAAUCUGUGCACCGUAGAUACCUGUUAUGCAUAGCCUGUCAUGCUUAUUAGGCAGACCGCAGGGCGCAGACAGAUAGUUGUUAUUGAUCACUGAUCAGUGAUUUCUUACUGAUCGAAGGGGCUCGUGCUUAGAACUACGUAUGUAUGUACUACAAUGUAAGGAAAUUAUUGUGAAUGAUCUUUUUCAUCGGUGCGACACAUAAAUAGUAUUUUUCUCAUUUUAGUAUUUUAACCAUUCUAAAAGCUAAUAAGAUUGCCAGAUAAAUAUGGAGUUGGAUAACGAAAAUCUUGAUUUCAUUAAGUUAAUUAAUAUCAAGGGAAAUGUUGAUAAUAUAACACCUCAUAAAAUAGCAGUUGUUGCAUUUAUUCGAGAGUAUGGAUUGUUAAAGAUUGAAGCAAAAGAGAUGACUGAGAGGACAAUGGCUCCUAAAUAUAGAAAAGAUUUCUGUAUACUCGCUUUAAAAUUAAUACAGUGUCCUGACAUGGAAUUCAAGGCGUUAGAGGCUCUACUUACAGAUGGAAGAUAUAAUUUGUUGAGUGUACAUUUACAAAACUUUUGUGUUCGAUUGCAAAAUAUUUAUAUCAAUGGAGUUAACGCACUAAUGGACUGUGUCACUUCAACGGUAGAUAAACUUAUGGUUUCACCAUUAGUAGACCAACCUGAGUUGAGCACAUGUACAAUAACUAGAUGCAGUGUAUUAGGAUUUUAUUUGAGAAGAAUAAUGCUUCAUUUUGAUAAACUAACAUUUGUGCAACUGGGUUCACUUUACAAAUCUUUUUGUCAAUAUUAUCAAAAAGGGAGACCAGGGCUCAUGAUGAGAUCUUUGAGCAAAGAGAAACUAAACAAUACUGAAACACAGAAUUUAUCUAGUUCCAUUGUGGUAGAUGAAUCAAGACCUCAAGAAAUAAUAUCCAGAGUAAACAUUGAUAAAGAUAAGAUUGAAAAUGGCUUUGAAGAAUGUCAAUGGUCUCGUAAACAAGCAGAGCUUUUCACAGCUCAACAAGCUAAUCUGUUGCAAAUCAACCCAAAAAUGGCUUUGCCACCAAAGCAACUGCAGAAGAUGAUUAUGCAAAUCAUAAAUGAUAUACCGGAGUAUCCAGAUAUUCAUUUUCUCAGUUUCUUGAAUUGCAUAAGGAUGAAAGAAUUUUGUGGCGCCCAAGAGUCAAUGUACAAUUGUUUUGACAGAGCUGUAUUUAGUGUGUGUAGCAGUAACUCAAAUAACGACAGAAACAAAAAUUUUCGCUAUGCAGCACUCAACAGAGCUGCAAUGCAUACACAAUUUGGCCACAAGUCGCUGGCUAUGGAAGCAGUGCGUGAAGCGCUGGCAACGGCGCAAGAGGCGGGCGACACAGCGUGCCUGGCGCACGCGGCGGCGUGGGGCGCGCUGGCAGGGGGGCGCGCGCGCCGUGCGGCGCUGUUGGCGCGGGUGCCGCGCGCGCCCCGUGCCGCGGCCGCCGCCGCACAGCUAAUGGCACAACACGCGGCGCUCAAUGCUGCUAAGCCGUGUGAAGUUUUUCAGAUCAUAACCAAAGGAGAAUCUAUUAAUUACCUGCAUUCAAUGACAGAUUUGACUAUGGCUGGUCUAGCAAAUACUGCAGCUUUGUGGGGCCUCUAUGGAAAAACUGAAAUGGCAUCUGUGAACUGUCAAUUGUUACUUAACUUAAAUACUAAGUGCAAGGUGGGCGUGGGCAGCGCGUGGCAGUGGGGCGACACGAGCGCGACGGCGGGCGCGGGCGCGGUGUGCGCGGCGGCGUGGCGCGGCCGCGUGGCGCUCGCCGCCGCGCUGGCCUCGCACUUCGUGUCGCCGCCGGCGCGCGCGCUCUCCCUGCGCCACCACGCGUCCUUUUCGCUCAGGGCCGGUAAAUGGGAGGAGGCAGAACAAAGUAUCGGAGAAUUGGCAUCCUUUGACAGAUGGGAGAGUCAGUUGUUGAGAGCUGAAAUGUACUUUUUGAAAGGAGAUCCCACAAAUGCCCUCGAAACUCUUCAUGAUAUAAUAGAUAAUUGUAAAACAGAAGAUGACAGUCUUCAUUAUAUAUCACUUCGACUGAAAGCAAUGAUAAUGAUCUCAGAAGUACAGCACUCGUACAACAGAAUUCAGUCAACAAAUAUUAUGUUGCUAAACGAGGCUUUGUGUCUAGCAAAAAAGUAUCAUAUGCAUUUUUUAGCUGCUACAAUAGAAAUGCAUAUAGCAAAUGUACAACUACAUAUGGGCUGUUCUAAAAAUGCUUUGAUUCUCGUUCGAAAAGUAUUACCUUCAAUAAUGGAACAUGGCAGCGCUUAUGACGUCGCAAGAGGUAUGUUAUUAUACACAAAAUGUAGAAUAGCCACGGUAUCACCUUCCGGAGAAGCAAGGAAUCAAGUAUUACAAUCAUGUUGUGAAUCUCUAGAUAUCGUUAAGGAGAAUUUUGGUAAAGUUGGCGCUCAAAGUCGUCUUCUCCACACGUGGUAUUUGCAGGCUCAGCUCUAUCAUGAUAUAGGUAACACAGUUAUGCGCAAUCAGUGUGCUUGGAUGUACAGACAGCUGGAAAAGCAGCUUCCCUUAGAAUCAAUACAAAUAUCUCAUAUAUUGUAUUAAUUAACUAAAGCGCAAUGAUUUUAAGGAGACCUCGUAAUUUCUGCCCACUAAUUUUUGACUACAAACACAAAUAUUGUAAUUUUACCUGUGUGAAAUGUACUCCUGGAUAAUAUGUAAGGACUUCUAUUAAUAAUUCAUAUGAUAAUCUUAAAAUUGCGCCAUAUGUAAACUUUUAAUGUGGCUCAUAAUCCUUUCGUGAGUGAUGAUAUCGAUAUUUACAUAAUAUGUAUGAUAGUUUCUCUAUGAAGAGUACCAAAAAAUGCAUAGAUUAUGGGAUAGUGUAAUAUAUGAUAAAAUAAGCAAAUUACAAAACAUUGGUUAUUUUGAAUUAAAAUUCGAAUAUUAUUGUUAUUGUAUUACCUUAUCAAUCUUUAGAUCUUCUACCGCCUAUACGUUAGGCUUUUGCAGAAUAAGAUGAAGGCUUUUUACGGAUUAAUCAUUACUAAAUGUGGAAGUUAAACAUGCAUUUCUCUGCUGUUUACUGUUUUAUAAAUAAGUAAAAAAAUGUGUCCAUUCCAAUAAAUCUUUCAUUAAACAGCA
This is a messenger RNA of Zerene cesonia (dogface butterfly), 3207 nucleotides long. RefSeq names its product anaphase-promoting complex subunit 5 (gene ida). Gene Ontology annotation, biological process: positive regulation of mitotic metaphase/anaphase transition; protein K11-linked ubiquitination; anaphase-promoting complex-dependent catabolic process. The record is from RefSeq and is a predicted model, not a curated record. The coding region runs from base 358 to 2667 and encodes 769 amino acids. NCBI's taxonomy places the organism in Eukaryota, Metazoa, Arthropoda, Insecta, Lepidoptera, Pieridae. The transcript is spliced from 14 exons. Gene Ontology annotation, cellular component: anaphase-promoting complex.